AUGGCGACUCCACAAAGACUGCUCCGCUCUCCAGAACCCUCGACCGCGUGCUCUCCGACCUCCACUCCCUCCUUCGCUCCACGCUCGCCGCGUCACUGCGCUCCACAUCACCAUGGCAACGAUGCUACUGUCAGGUACAAUCAAUUGUUAUUUGAGGACAAGACGCCGAACAGAAUGAUGGAGACCAAGGAGCUGUUUGACUGGGUGUUAAGGCAAAGAUGUUUGGAGAAAACAUCAUUCAUGCUGUUCCUCAACAAAUUCGACAUAUUCGAGAGGAAAAUACAAAAGGUCCCGUUGACCAUGUGCGAGUGGUUUAAAGACUAUGAGCCGAUUGCGCCUGGCAAAGGGAUGUGGAACAUGCCUACGAGUGAGUGCUUGCACCCCUGCCAUUGUUACCACAUCAGAAAUUUGUUUGUGAAGAAGUUUGUGGAGGUCUACUUCAAGAGCAGCAAGCACGACCGUGUUGACCGGGUGUUCAAGAUCUAUAAAAUGAUGGCGUUGGACCGGAAACUUUUAAAGAAAACGUUCAGGCUGAUCGACGAGAGCAUGAGACGCUCAAAGGAGGGAAACGGGAGUGUGAUUGAUCAUUCUGUGCUUAAAUUUGAGUGGAACUUUUCUCACUAA
This is a messenger RNA of Triticum turgidum subsp. durum (durum wheat), 624 nucleotides long. NCBI's taxonomy places the organism in Eukaryota, Viridiplantae, Streptophyta, Magnoliopsida, Poales, Poaceae. The record is from the annotation of a GenBank genome assembly.